AUGGGGAAGGUGUUCAAGACGUACUUGUCGGGAAGCGUCGUGUAUACGUGCUCCAGAUGCAACUCCCACCUCGCCCGAGCCGACGAAAUAGUGUCCAAGGCUUUUCAGGGACGACACGGCCAGGCGUACCUCUUCAGUUCUGUCGUGAACGUGAGUACAGGCCCGCGUGAAGACCGAAUACUGCUGACCGGCCUCCACACGGUGGCCGACAUCUCUUGCAAUGACUGCCACAGCGUCGUUGGGUGGAAGUACGAGGAGGCUGUGGAGGAGAGCCAGCAGUACAAGGUGGGCAAGUACAUCCUCGAAAAGACCAAGCUCGCCAAGAAGACAGACCUGCAGUAG
Acanthamoeba castellanii str. Neff is the source of this 342-nucleotide messenger RNA. RefSeq names its product Yippee putative zincbinding protein. The coding region runs from base 1 to 342 and encodes 113 amino acids. The transcript is spliced from 4 exons. Lineage: Eukaryota; Discosea; Longamoebia; Acanthamoebidae. The record is from RefSeq and is a predicted model, not a curated record.